GACACCCCCCCCCCCCCAAAAAAAAAAAAAAAUAAAAAAAAUAAUAAUAAUAAUAAAAAUAAAAAAUAAAAAUAAAAUCCACAACAUAAUACUUGUAGCAUUUUUUGACAGGUGCCUAGAUUUCUUCUUGUCAACGAUGACGUCAGACGACAUUUUGACCCUCCUCGGCGGUUACGGCAGGUUCCAGAUGCUGGUUUUCGUGGAGACUGGUCUGGUGUACAUGAGCGGAUGUUGGUUCACGUUUGCACCUAUCUACCUAGGAUUCGAACCAGGGCACCACUGUCGGGUGCCGCCCAACUCCACGGCUAACGAGUCCAUUUCAGGAAGUGUCACGGACGGGGUGUGGGUUCUCGAGAAGUGUACAAUGUUCAGUCUGAGCGACAACUCCACAAGUGGGGUUACGAACGUCAACGCUACACAACCCUGCGAUGAUGGAUGGACGUAUUUGUGGGACGAUGUUGGCAGAACGUCGUUUGUAUCUGAGUGGGACCUAGUGUGCGGAUCAAACUACCUGGCGGGGCUGUCCACGACCGUGUACAUGGCGGGGGGCACUGUGGGAGCCAUUCUCCUGACGCCAUUUUCAGACAGGUUCGGCCGGAAGUGGGUGAUGCUGGGAUACUUCUGGGCUCAGAGCGCGCUGGCAUUCGGCGUCGCGUGGGCGGACAACAUCAUCACGUUCACCGCGCUAAGGUUCUUCAUUGGAGCGCUCAAUAUGGCGUCGUCUCUGGUGGCGUUUGUGAUGAUGAUCGAGAUGUUCCCGUCCAGUCACCGCAUGGCGCCGUCAGUCCUGAUGCAGGGUUUCUGGUCGGCAGGGGUGAUGACCUUUGCCCUGUUCGGAUUCCUCGUCUACGACUGGAGACACAUAGAGAUGCUCAUCUCCUUGCCCAGCUUUCUCACAGUCAUCUAUGCUUGGCUCCUGCCUGAAUCCAUUUUGUGGUUGAUCUCAAAGGGGCGACUUGGCGAGGCCGAGAGAGUUCUGAGAACAGCCGCCAAGACCAACAGGAAAGAUCUACCGUCAGAUAUUGGGACGAUCCUCGAGAACGUCUUCAAGGGUGACAAGGACGGGACUGAUCCUACAGCUACUUCCGGUAUCAGCGACCAGACCAAUCCUGCAGCUAUUUCCGGUAUCAGCAACCCCGCAAUGUCCGCUACUAACCCAGACUCUCUUUCGCCGGGUGAUGUCUCCACCUGUUUUGAAAACCAAGACAAGAAGACAAUGGCGGACGGUGACCCGAAAACAGUGCUCAGCCAAACUGGACGGCAACUAGAACGCGACAGUGACGUCACUGGCUCCACAACUGAAGAAUCGGCCCCGUCUAGACAGGAAGUUAAUCCCAGCAGACCCCGAAAGGAAACGACGGUGAUCAGCAUGUUCCGUGAGCCAAAGAUAAGAAUCUACUGUGUCAUCAUGUUCUAUUUGUUUUUCGUAAUCAGUCUGAGUUAUUUCGGAACAAUAUUCUCCACUCCGACCUUACACGGAAACCGGUUUCUGAACUUGUUCAUCAGUGGAGCGAUAGAAAUCCCAGCUCUUUUGAUAUGCACGUUUGUCAAUCGAAUAAUCGGUCGUCGAAUACCGAUUUGCCUCUUUCUGCUGGUUUGUUCGGCCAUGAACACGGCUGUGCUAUUUCUCCCCGCCCACACGGCUGACGGGGUCGAUUUGGCUUGGUUAAAUAUCACAUUGGUGAUGAUCGGGAAAUUUGGAAUCACCGGAAGUUACUCCAUUAUCUACCUGUAUGCGUCAGAGAUAUUUCCCACGACAAUACGGAACCAUGCUCUGGGGAUUGCGUCAUUCUUUGAGAAUGUUGGCGGCAUUUGUGCACCCAUUGUUGUGUACGCUGCCAAGACGGACGUAAAGAUUCCAUUGGUGAUUUUUGCUGUGGGCACUGUGAUUGGUGGAAUUCUUGUUUUGAUUUUACCCGAAACUCACAAGCGACCUCUGCCUCAGACGAUUAGUGACGUCGUGAGCUGGAAAAAAGAUAUACAAGAUAAACAUAGCUAGAAACAUGAACACAUGAGAUGGGGUGUAGGGUGAAAGGGGAUUGUUACAGGCUUUCUGACAGAUGAUACAACAUUUAACACUCUUACAUAAGGCUUUCUGACAGAUGAUACAACAUUUUAUGACAACACUCUUACGUAAGGCUUUCUGACAGAUGAUACAACAUUUUAUCACAACACUCUUACAUCAGGCUUUCUGACAGAUGAUACAACAUUUUAUCACAACACUCUUACAUCAGGCUUUCUAACAGGUGAAACAACAUUUUAUCACAUCACUCUUACAUCAGGCUUUCUGACAGAUGAUACAACAUUUUAUCACAACACUCUUACAUCAGGCUUUCUGACAGAUGAUACAACAUUUUAUCACAACACUCUUACAUCAGGCUUUCUGACAGAUGAUACAACAUUUUAUCACAACACUCUUACAUCAGGCUUUCUGACAGAUGAUACAACAUUUUAUCACAACACUCUUACAUCAGGCUUUCUAACAGGUGAAACAACAUUUUAUCACAUCACUUUUACAUCAGGCUUUCUGACAGGUGAUACAUUUAACACUCUUACAUCAGGCUUUCUGACAGGUGAUACAUUUAACACUCUUACAUCAGGCUUUCUGACAGGUGAUACAUUUAACACUCUUACAUCAGGCUUUCUGACAGGUGAUACAACAUUUUAUCACAUCACUCUUACAUCAGGCUUUCUGACAGGUGAUACAACAUUUUAUCACAACACUCACAUCAGGCUUUCUGACAGAUGAUACAACAUUUUAUCACAUCACUCACAUCAGGCUUUCUGCAGAUUUUUUUUUUAAGUUAACCUUUUCACAAAAUUAAAUAUGCUUCACUAUUGACUUGUCUCAUCCGUAAUAUUUCACAACAAAACAUUAUAUUUGAAAAUAUUGAUCUUGAAGUUAUGAAAUUUCUUAUUUUUAUAUUUGCUUACUUAGUAUAUUGCUGAUUCCAGCUAAGAAAAAAAAGAGAAAUAAAAAAAUGUACAUGUAAUACUUUUAAGAUAAUGGA
Messenger RNA from Gigantopelta aegis, 3011 nucleotides. Its product is annotated as organic cation transporter protein-like. Gene Ontology annotation, molecular function: transmembrane transporter activity. The coding region runs from base 137 to 1999 and encodes 620 amino acids. The record is from RefSeq and is a predicted model, not a curated record. Gene Ontology annotation, biological process: transmembrane transport. The transcript has 9 exons. NCBI's taxonomy places the organism in Eukaryota, Metazoa, Mollusca, Gastropoda, Neomphalida, Peltospiridae.